AUGUCCCUCGAGAUCCCCCGCACCAUCACUAUCACGGUCGACGACACCUCGUCCGACUCGUUCCCCCACACCCGCACCGUCUCGUCGACCGACAUGGCGACCGUCGUCCCCACCCCCGUGCUCAAGGGCAAGGAGGAGGCUGUCGACAUUGACGGCGUGUGCAUGAAGCUCGAGAAGGCCGCCGACGAGGAGGCAGCAGCACCCUCCGACUCUGCCACACUCGACAACGACCACCACGCGCCACGGGAAAAGCUCUCCCAGUCGCGCAAGUGGACGCUCCUCGGCGUCUUCGCGCUCGCAAUGUUCAUCGACAUCUGGUUCUACUCGGCCUUCUUCAUCUUCACCGAUGUCAUCGCCGUCGACCUCAACGUCAACUUUGCGCAGCAGUCGUGGGUCAUCACGUCGUACAGCGUGACCUUUGCCGCGUUCCUCCUGUUCUGGGGCCGCGUGUCCGACCUCUACUCGCCGUCCAAGGUCUUCUCGUGGGGCUUCGUGACGCUCGGCGUGCUCUCGCUCGUCAUCUCGUUCCUCCCCGACAAGUACAGCUUCUUCAUCAUCCGCGCGCUCGCCGGCAUCGCCGGCGCGUGUCUCAUCCCCGCUAGCUACCGCCUCAUCGUGUUCGUCUUCGAGCCGCAUGAGCACGGCCGCGCCUUCACCCUCUACGGUAUCUCGGGUGCCAUCGCCAAUGUCACCGGCAUCCUCAUCGCCGGUGUCAUCGACCUCAUCCCCGGCGGCGGCCAGAUGACCAACUGGCGCUGGUUCUUCCGCGUUAUCAGCAUCAUCAUCCUCCCCGUUGCCGCCUCGACCUUCUACCUCAUCCCUGCAAGCACUGGCAAGGACGCUGAGAACACGGACGGCAAGGCAAAGUGGCGCCGCCUCGACCUCGUCGGCGUCUUCCUCAUGCUCAGCGCCAUUGUCCUGCUCAUCCUCGGCCUCACCCUCGGCGCCUCGUACGGCUGGAAGAAGGCCGGCUUCCUCGUCCCCUUCCUCCUGUCCUGGGUCCUCUUCCCCGCCUUCUUCAUCUGGGAGGCUCGCCUCCCUGAGGACAUGGCACUCAUCCCGACCAAGACCUGGAAGAUCCCCAACAUGAUCGUCCUCACCGUCUUCGCCCUCCAGAUCUACGCCUGGUGGGGUGUCAACUUCCUCGCGCUCGUCGAGGUCUUUACCACCGUUUACCACGAGAGCGCCAUCCUGGCCGCCGUUCGCAUGCUUCCCCAGGGCAUCAUCGCGUUCGCCGUCACCCUCCUUCUCACCUUUGUCCCUCGCCUGGUCGCUCGCCCACGCUACACCAUCCUCAUCGGCAUGACCCUCGGCCUCAUCAGCUACAUCCUCAUGACUCGCCCCGGCGACUGGAAGCACGACUACUGGCGCCUCCUCUUCCCCGCCUUCCUCCUCGGCUCGGGCGGCAUGAUGGCAGUCUUCACCGGUACCAACGUCGGCAUCAUGACUGCCGUGCCCGAGGAGAUGGCCGGCGUCGCCGGUGCCAUCUUCCAGGUCGCGCUCCAGAUGGGCUCGGCCAUCGGUUUCUCGGUCCAGGCCGGCCUCUUCACCAUCAAGGAGGGUGGCCUCACCAACCCCACCAACAUCCACGCCAGCUUCUACUUCCAGCUCGGCUGGGUCGCCCUCUGGCUCAUCGGCUUUGCCGUCCUUUACCGCCCCUCCAAGAACGACUCGGGCGACGAGGAGACGGGCAAGAAGGUCAUCAUGGCCCACUAA
This is a messenger RNA of Vanrija pseudolonga, 1716 nucleotides long. RefSeq names its product putative MFS-type transporterc. Gene Ontology annotation, cellular component: membrane. The transcript has a single exon. The record is from RefSeq and is a predicted model, not a curated record. Gene Ontology annotation, molecular function: transmembrane transporter activity. The coding region runs from base 1 to 1716 and encodes 571 amino acids. Gene Ontology annotation, biological process: transmembrane transport. NCBI's taxonomy places the organism in Eukaryota, Fungi, Basidiomycota, Tremellomycetes, Trichosporonales, Trichosporonaceae.